Messenger RNA from Populus nigra (black poplar), 2795 nucleotides. Its product is annotated as G-type lectin S-receptor-like serine/threonine-protein kinase At4g27290. The transcript is spliced from 7 exons. The record is from RefSeq and is a predicted model, not a curated record. Gene Ontology annotation, molecular function: protein serine/threonine kinase activity; ATP binding. NCBI's taxonomy places the organism in Eukaryota, Viridiplantae, Streptophyta, Magnoliopsida, Malpighiales, Salicaceae. Gene Ontology annotation, biological process: protein phosphorylation; recognition of pollen. The coding region runs from base 58 to 2577 and encodes 839 amino acids.
UUUUCACAUCUAAGCCAUUCAUUAACUGAGCUACAGAAAAAAAUCAUAGAAGUAACGAUGGGUUACAUUCCCAUACUUCUUUUUUGCUUCUUUUCAUUGCUGAAUAGAGUAACGGCCACAGCCAUUGACAUCAUAAACACAACUCAGUUCAUCAGGGAUGGCGAUACCAUAGUUUCAGCAGAUGGAACCUAUGAAUUAGGAUUUUUCAGCCCUGGAAAGUCCAAAAACAGAUACUUGGGCAUAUGGUAUGGGAAAAUACCAGUUCAAACUGUAGUUUGGGUUGCCAAUAGAGAAACUCCCCUUGAUGAUUCGUUGGGGGUCUUAAAGAUAACACACAAAGGAAUUCUUAUCCUUCUCGAUCGCAGUGGGAGCGUGAUUUGGUCUUCCAACACAGCAAGACCUGCGAGGAAUCCAACCGCUCAACUUUUGGAGUCAGGAAACCUUGUUGUGAAAGAGGAGGGCGAUAACAACCUUGAAAAUUCCUUGUGGCAGAGUUUUGAACAUCCGACUGAUACGAUAUUGCCAGGCAUGAAGCUAGGAAGGAGUAGAAUAACAGGAAUGGAUUGGUCCAUGACAUCAUGGAAAUCAGAAGAUGAUCCUUCCAGAGGUAACAUUACAUGUAAACUUGCUCCUUAUGGAUAUCCUGACAUGGUUGUGAUGGAAGGUUCGGAAGUGAAGUACCGAUCUGGACUAUGGGAUGGUCUGCGGUUCAGUGGCGUGCCUAGCACAAAACCAAAUCCCAUAUACAAAUAUGAAUUUGUUUUCAAUGAGAAGGAGAUAUUUUACAGAGAAAGUCUUGUUGAUAAGUCGAUGCAUUGGAGGCUCGUGACAAGACAGAAUGGUGAUGUCGCGAGCUUUGCUUGGAUUGAGAAAAAACAAAGUUGGUUCCUUUAUGAAACAGCAAAUACAGAUAAUUGUGAUCGAUAUGCACUAUGUGGUGCAAAUGGUUUCUGUGAUAUUCAAAGCUCUCCAGUGUGUGAUUGCUUGAAUGGUUUUGUACCAAAAUCUCCAAGAGAUUGGGACGCGACUGAUUGGGCAAAUGGUUGUGUUAGAAGGACUCCACUAAAUUGUGCUGGAGAUGGGUUCCGAAAGCUCGCUGGAGUGAAGAUGCCUGAGACAAAAUCAUCGUGGUUUAGCAAGACGAUGAAUCUUGAGGAGUGCAGAAACACGUGCUUGGAGAAAUGCAACUGUACAGCAUAUUCAAAUCUGGACAUCAGGAAUGGAGGAAGUGGGUGCUUGCUCUGGUUCGGCGACCUGGUUGACAUUAGAGUUUUAGAUGAUAAUGAGCAAGAGAUUUACAUACGAAUGGCCGUAUCAGAACUAGUUGUAGAUAAUGGAGAUGGUGCCAAGAUAAAUAAAAAAUCCAAAGCGAAGAAAAGGAUCAUAAUAAGCACUGUGUUGUCUACUGGGAUUCUGUUCCUUGGCCUAGCCUUGGUCUUGAGUGUUUGGAUGAAGAAGCAGCAGAAAAACAGAAAAAUAGCAGAUGCUCUGGAAAGAAGUGCAGAUCAUAUGCACAAGGAAGAUCUAGAGCUACCACUGUUUGAUUUGGGUACUUUGGCUUGUGCAACAAAUAAUUUUUCUGUUGAAAAUAAACUUGGAGAAGGGGGUUUCGGAUCUGUUUAUAAGGGAACAUUAGAAGACAGGCGAGAAAUAGCUGUGAAGAGGCUCUCUAAGAACUCAAGACAAGGACUUGAUGAGUUCAAAAAUGAGGCCAAUUAUAUAGUGAAACUUCAGCACCAGAAUCUAGUGAAGCUUCUAGGAUGCUGCAUUCAAGGAGAUGAAAAGAUACUGAUCUAUGAGUUUUUGCCUAACAGAAGCUUGGACAUUUUUAUUUUCGCUGAUCAGAGCUGGAAUGAUUUGACUUGGGAAAACAAUUUGACAGAAAAUACACACAGCUUUCUACUAGAUUGGCCCAAGCGCUGCAACAUUAUCUUUGGGAUUGCUCGUGGACUGCUUUAUCUUCACCAAGAUUCAAGACUAAGAGUAAUUCAUAGAGAUCUGAAAGCCAGCAAUAUUUUAUUGGAUGAUGAACUAAACCCAAAAAUCUCAGAUUUUGGCCUGGCUAGAAGUUUUGGAGGAAACGAAACUGAAGCCAAUACUAAUAAAGUGGCUGGUACAUAUGGCUACAUAUCCCCUGAGUAUGCAAAUCAUGGACUCUACUCACUAAAAUCGGACGUCUUCAGCUUCGGCGUAUUGGUGCUAGAGAUAGUGAGUGGGAACAGGAACAGAGGAUUCAUUCAUCCAGACCACAGCCUCAACCUUCUAGGACAUGCAUGGAGAUUGUUUGAAGAAAACAGGCCUUUGGAACUGGUUGCAGAAUCACUAGUAAUAGCGUGCAAUUUAUCUGAAGUGCUACGUUCGAUUCAUGUGGGUUUAUUGUGUGUGCAAGAAAAUCCAGAAGAUAGGCCAAACAUGUCAAAUGUUGUUCUGAUGUUACGUGAUGAUGAUACUCUGCCUCAGCCUAAACAACCAGGUUUCUUCACUGAAAGGGAUCCGACUGAAGCAAGAUAUUCAUCCAGCCUGAGCAAACCAUGUUCAGUUAAUGAAUGCUCGAUUUCAGAGUUAAGACCAAGAUAGAUUGCAUUUUGCGCUGAUAUUUUGUAUUGUUUCUAGAUGGUUAUUCUCUACUUUUCGAAAUAUUAAUUUGUGGUUAUGUUCUAGGCAUAUAUAAUUCAGCCAUCCCACAAAGAAAUAAUGUAUUUUGAUCAACUAUGGUAAUAUAUGUAUGGUAUUUAAGGCUGGUGUAAUAAAAGGUACGCAUGAAGUGUAAAGAAAUGGAGCUUCAAGUUAUUUAA